AUGGGAGUUGAUGAAGCUUUAAUUAAAAAUGCACAAAAAAUUGUUGAUCGCUUGAUACGACAGUUAGCCGAAAUCGAAAACGAAAAAGAGUCAUUAGACGAUCAAGAGUACAAAACGCUGCGUGAAGAUACUAUCAGUCAAUUACAAGAGUAUGGAACAAUUGUUGAACGGCUUCAGGGCGGUGACGUCUCGUUAAUUGAUGAUCUUACUGCAACCAAAAUUGCUAUUCGAGCGGCGAUCAGUAAAGCGUUCAAAACACCUGAAGUAAUGGCUCUAUUUGCUGGAAAACACACUGGAUUGCUUCGAGAAAAACUCAUGAUGACAGAAUCAAACUAUCGGGGAGAGAAAAUUUCGAAGCAAGAAUAUCUAGAGCGGAAGUUUGAGAUUUUGAUGGCGCUGCGAAGAUUAGAAGAGAAAUUAACAGAUGAUGAGCAAAAAUUUCUCAGAGAUCGACUAGAAACUCCUGAAUUCCAGUUGAUUGAAGCAAAUGCAAAUAGAAUAUUCAGCGGCACCUUGCCCGCUUCUAAUUGA
Messenger RNA from Caenorhabditis remanei, 531 nucleotides. RefSeq lists its product as uncharacterized. The record is from RefSeq and is a predicted model, not a curated record. Gene Ontology annotation, molecular function: beta-catenin binding. Bases 1 to 531 code for a protein of 176 amino acids. NCBI's taxonomy places the organism in Eukaryota, Metazoa, Nematoda, Chromadorea, Rhabditida, Rhabditidae. The transcript is spliced from 3 exons.